GUACGUAGAUGGUCACGCAGAAUACCUUCGUACCGUACCAAUCGUGUGUUUCGACUUUUUCAGGCCACAAAAAAACCGAGUUUUUCCUGCUAAAAAGUGCAUUUUGGGCAAGGAAAAUCUUCGAUGUGGUCGCUAUAAGCCAGCAGCAAGAUUGCAUUUUCGAAAUUUUCCGCCUGCAGCUGGCCCUGGACGUGCUUUGUAUCCGUGGAGAACAGAGACGCAAAGAUAGACGCCGUGUGGGGUUGGGUUGCUUCCGGCCCGCUGCGCUUAGCAGCGAACAGAAUGGGCGACCAGGCGGGAUCCACCGUUUCCUCGACGGGCGUGGACCGAUCCGUCGGAUCCACGGGAGUGGGAGUGGACCGAUCCGUCGAAUCAAAGGUCGUCGACCGACCGCCGUCGCCCGCCCGACUCUCACACACCUCCGAGAAACAUCCGAAGGUCACGCUUACGGAACUCAAUAUGCUGCGCCGCCAUCGUGAGCUCUGCGAUGUGGUGCUUAACGUGGGUGGGCGCAAGAUCUUCGCCCACCGGGUGAUCCUGUCCGCCUGCAGCUCCUAUUUCUGUGCCAUGUUCACCGGGGAGCUGGAGGAAUCGCGCCAAACGGAGGUCACCAUACGAGACAUCGACGAGAACGCCAUGGAGCUGCUCAUCGACUUUUGUUACACCGCCCAUAUUAUCGUCGAGGAGUCCAAUGUCCAAACGCUCCUUCCCGCCGCCUGUUUACUGCAACUGGUGGAGAUUCAGGACAUUUGCUGCGAGUUCCUCAAGCGGCAAUUGGACCCCACGAACUGCCUGGGCAUCCGCGCCUUUGCCGACACACACUCCUGCCGGGAAUUGCUGCGGAUAGCCGACAAGUUCACACAGCACAACUUCCAGGAGGUAAUGGAGAGCGAGGAGUUCCUGCUGCUGCCCGUCGGCCAGUUGGUGGACAUCAUCUGCAGCGAUGAGCUGAAUGUGCGUUCCGAGGAGCAGGUCUUCAACGCGGUCAUGUCCUGGCUCAAGUACAACGUUGCGGAGAGGCGACAGCACCUUGCACAGGUUCUCCAACACGUCCGUUUGCCUCUACUAUCUCCAAAGUUCCUGGUUGGCACGGUCGGCUCCGAUCUCCUGGUGCGCAGUGAUGAGGCCUGCCGGGAUCUGGUGGACGAGGCUAAAAACUAUCUGCUGCUGCCGCAAGAGCGACCGCUGAUGCAGGGACCACGCACCAGACCACGCAAACCGACUCGACGCGGCGAAGUUUUGUUCGCCGUGGGCGGAUGGUGCUCUGGCGAUGCCAUUGCCUCUGUGGAGCGCUUCGAUCCGCAGACCAACGAUUGGAAAAUGGUCGCCCCCAUGAGCAAGCGUCGCUGCGGAGUGGGCGUGGCCGUGUUAAAUGAUCUUCUAUAUGCCGUGGGCGGACACGAUGGCCAGAGCUAUUUGAAUAGCAUCGAGCGCUAUGAUCCGCAGACGAAUCAGUGGUCCUGCGACGUGGCGCCCACCACUUCCUGCCGCACGAGCGUCGGAGUAGCUGUGCUGGACGGCUUUCUGUACGCUGUUGGUGGCCAGGAUGGCGUGCAGUGCUUGAAUCACGUGGAGCGGUACGAUCCCAAGGAGAACAAAUGGUCCAAGGUGGCGCCGAUGACCACACGACGGCUGGGAGUGGCGGUCGCCGUCCUUGGAGGAUUCCUCUACGCAAUAGGUGGCUCCGAUGGCCAGUGCCCGUUGAACACCGUGGAGCGAUACGAUCCCAGGCACAACAAAUGGGUGGCUGUCAGCCCGAUGUCCACGCGACGCAAGCACCUGGGCUGUGCUGUGUUCAACAAUUACAUUUACGCCGUCGGCGGGCGGGACGAUUGCAUGGAGCUCUCGUCCGCCGAGCGCUACAAUCCACUGACCAACACCUGGAGCCCCAUCGUGGCCAUGACCUCGCGGCGCAGUGGGGUUGGCCUGGCCGUUGUAAAUGGGCAGCUGUAUGCGGUGGGCGGUUUUGAUGGAUCCGCCUAUCUGAAAACCAUCGAGGUGUACGACCCGGAGACGAACCAAUGGCGUUUGUGCGGCUGCAUGAACUACCGUCGACUGGGCGGCGGUGUGGGCGUAAUGCGGGCUCCUCAGACUGAGAACUAUAUGUGGUGCGAAAACAGUUUUAAGCAGCAAAACCCCUAAAACUAAUCCAACCCUUAGCCCUUCCAUUGCUGAUGAACUGUUGUUGUCUUGUCUCUUUCUCCCACCCGAAACAUGCUAACAAAUGCAGGAUUCGAAAGGAUUCUGUUGUCUGAUGGGAGCAGCAGCCGACGACGUUGCCCUCGCAAUCGUUGCCGCCGCCGCACUUCUACUAACAAUAUCCACAAUCGAAGCCAAAUCUAAUCGACUUGACACCCUUCCCCAUUGUCUAGCAGCAUAAUCGCAUUGUAUUAAUUGUUAAUUGUUUAUUUGGUAGAGCCUAAAACGCGUGUUAGUUAGACUUUCCCACAAUAGUAUUAAAGUAAGCAUUGCCCCCACUCAAAUUCUCAUCCCCAUCACUCUGUACGUAAUUAUAUAUGAUUCUACUGUAUCUUAAGCAAGUAUAUUUUGUAAAAAACCUAAAAUUUAAUUGUUGCUGGUGGAAUUUCAUGGAAAUCGCUAGCCUCAAAACAUUGCCUUCUUUCGAAAAAACAAAACAGAAUCAAAUAUUACAUUAGAAAACAAUUCUAUUAGUUGUAUAUCUAUAAACCAUGAGCUCUAAAGUCAAGUAACUAAUUGGUAUUAACAUAAUUUAGCUAUAAGAAAUGAAUUCAAUGAAAGUUUGUCCGAUGGUUCUAUAUUUCGAUCGACCAUCUUAAAGCUGUAUUAAUUGUUUAGUCAAAUCCACAAUAGUUCUUGCAAAUGUCUUCAAUAAUAAUACGAAGUUAUCAAUUGAAGCAAACAAUUCAAAAGUUUAUAAGAAUGAAUGUUCAGCUUGACAAGCUUAAAAAAUUAUAAGGAUAAACACACAUACAAUGAACAAAGUUAGACCUAGCCCAAAACAUUUCAAUAGUAAAAUUAGCAAUUACACAGCCGUAAGAUGAACAUUAAGCCAAUAAAUUUUAAUAUUGUUAUCCUUAGAUCGUAAGCCGGUGACUUCUUAGAGCCGGAAAGAGGUCACGUUUUAAAAAUAAUUAUUGUUAAACCAAGUUAGACCACUGAGCUGAUGAAAACAACUCGAAAUAUUUGCCUGAGCUCGAAAUAAUUGCUUAGUGGAGAGAGCCAAAAAAAUGAGUCUCUCAAUAACAA
Drosophila gunungcola (fruit fly) is the source of this 3228-nucleotide messenger RNA. RefSeq names its product kelch-like protein diablo (gene dbo). The record is from RefSeq and is a predicted model, not a curated record. Gene Ontology annotation, molecular function: protein binding. Bases 283 to 2142 code for a protein of 619 amino acids. Lineage: Eukaryota; Metazoa; Arthropoda; Insecta; Diptera; Drosophilidae. The transcript has 6 exons.